This is a messenger RNA of Dermatophagoides pteronyssinus (European house dust mite), 823 nucleotides long. RefSeq names its product CB1 cannabinoid receptor-interacting protein 1-like. NCBI's taxonomy places the organism in Eukaryota, Metazoa, Arthropoda, Arachnida, Sarcoptiformes, Pyroglyphidae. Gene Ontology annotation, cellular component: plasma membrane. Gene Ontology annotation, biological process: negative regulation of signaling receptor activity. The record is from RefSeq and is a predicted model, not a curated record. Gene Ontology annotation, molecular function: type 1 cannabinoid receptor binding.
UUCAAUACUUAUUACAAAUAGUAAUAUUAUUAGAAAAAAUUUGGCAAACAUUUUGUUGUGGUUGUUUUUUGCAAAAAAACUUAAAAACAAUAAUAAUCUUUAUUCAGUUAUGGAUCAUAAUUACCAGUUACGAAAUGGCUUCGAAAACAUAUUUUGCUUGUAUUGAAAUUAAUCGUAUGAAAAAAGAUGGUACGACAAUCGAUGAAAAUGCACCAAAAAUUUGUUUCAAAAGAGAUGGCCAACGUUUUGAUGAAGAAUUUACAUUAAAAUUACCUGUCGAAACAAAUUAUGAAUUUUUAAUACAAAUACGUCCACCAAUGCCUGUACGUUCAGUUACAAUACGUAUGAUUGAUGGCGAUGAAACCGGUGUAAAAAUUGUCGAUCAAAGUUCAUCCGAAGAUGGCGCCAUGUAUUCAUUUCAAUGGGAUACAAAUAAUUGUAUUCCGGAUAAAAAACGUAAACGUUCAAAGCUACAAAUCAAUAUUUUAUUUCAGGAUAAUAUGAAAUUAGAGAUACCAUUGCAGAUAAAAUUCUAUAAAGCUGAUGAUCAUAAUCAUUUACAAUGGGGACAACCAUUAAAACAUAUAAAUUUUGAAUGUGAACAAAAAUCUGGUAUGAAUUGUUCGACAAUAAUAAAAAAAUGUUAUCUUUGAUCGAUCAUCAUCAUCAUCAUCAUCAUUUGUUUUUAAUUUUUUUUCUCACCUGUGUUUUUGUAUGUAUCGGGCUUAGUCAAAUUCAAUCAAACAAAUCAAUCAAACACCAUUUAACUCUUUAAGUUUUUUUUUGACGAUUCUUAUUCGUUUGUUGCAAACAUAAACAUCGA